AUGUUACAACGCUACUGUAAGAAAUGUUUUACGCGUGUAGGCGUUGGAGAUGCCAAAUACAGCUUAAAGAAUUUGAUUGCCGCCUAUCCUGGACGCCAAUGUGGGAUACGAGCUCUCAUAAAAAUGGCGUGGCUAGAACGCGACAAAUUGUAG
Plasmopara halstedii is the source of this 153-nucleotide messenger RNA. RefSeq lists its product as uncharacterized. The coding region runs from base 1 to 153 and encodes 50 amino acids. The record is from RefSeq and is a predicted model, not a curated record. NCBI's taxonomy places the organism in Eukaryota, Oomycota, Peronosporomycetes, Peronosporales, Peronosporaceae. The transcript has 2 exons.